Hippopotamus amphibius kiboko is the source of this 2242-nucleotide messenger RNA. It is a transcript of the gene NCAPH2, whose product is annotated as non-SMC condensin II complex subunit H2. The coding region runs from base 139 to 1977 and encodes 612 amino acids. The transcript is spliced from 20 exons. The record is from RefSeq and is a predicted model, not a curated record. Gene Ontology annotation, molecular function: chromatin binding. NCBI's taxonomy places the organism in Eukaryota, Metazoa, Chordata, Mammalia, Artiodactyla, Hippopotamidae. Gene Ontology annotation, biological process: mitotic sister chromatid separation; meiotic chromosome condensation. Gene Ontology annotation, cellular component: condensin complex; nucleus.
UGUGCGCGCGUCGCGGCGCGCUGCGUAUGUUCCUGGGCGGGAGCAGAAAAAUGGCGCCAGAACUAGCGGCGGGCUGAGCACACGGGCCCCCUGGAAGCCGGCCCUGCGGUCCCCGGGCCGACCCGGCCCCUCCUGGACAUGGAGGACGUGGAGGCGCGCUUCGCCCACCUCCUGCAGCCCAUCCGCGACCUCACCAAGAACUGGGAGGUGGACGUGGCGGCCCAGCUGGGCGAAUACCUUGAGGAGCUGGACCAGAUCUGCAUUUCUUUUGAUGAAGGCAAAACCACAAUGAACUUCACUGAGGCAGCACUGUUGAUCCAGGGCUCCGCUUGUGUCUACAGUAAGAAGGUGGAAUACCUCUACUCACUGGUCUACCAGGCUCUUGAUUUCAUCUCAGGCAAGAAGCGGGCCAAGCAGCUCUCCUCCGAGCGGGAAGAUGGGACCAUCGGGGAUGCCGGCUGCAGGGCCCCCCAGGAGGCGGAGUAUGAGUUCCUGUCGUUGGAUGGCCUCUCUGACUCCCGCGCUAACGUGGACCUGAGGAGUGACCAGGCCCCCAGUGAGACCCUCAUCGUCCCCCUCCUGCCCAUGGCCCUGGUCGCCCCUGAUGAGAUGGAGAAGAACAGUAACCCACUGUACAGCUGUCAGGGGGAGGUCCUGGCCAGCCGGAAGGAUUUUAGGAUGAAUACGUGCACCCCUCACCCCAGAGGAGCCUUCAUGUUGGAGCCGGCAGGCAUGUCCCCUGCGGAAGCACUGCUGCCGAGGAACCAGAAGGAGGCCGGGGGUGCCGAGGGGCAGCCAGUGGACGUCUCUGUGUGCAGGAGUCCAGUCCCGGUGCUCAGCACCUCCCAGGAGCCAGGCGCCUCUCCGGAAGGCCCAGCGCCCGGAGGCGGGGGUGAGGAAGAGGAUGCAGAGGGGCCAGCAGACCCCCCCGAGGCCUCAGCCCCCGAGGUCCCCAUGGAGCCCCAGGAGCCCAGGAGCCCCGAGCAGAGUGCAGCCCAGCCCAGGAGGUGCGCACUACGGGAGCAAAGGGAGGCCCUGGAACCUGCAUCCCGGCUGAAGGAGACCCCAGACCCCUGGCAGGGCCUGGACCCCUUCGACUCCCUGGACUCUAAGCCCUUCAGGAAAGGUAGGCCCUACUCUGUGCCGCCCCGUGUGGAGGAGGCUCCAGGACAGAAGCGUAAGAGGAAGGGUGCCUUCAAGCUGCAGGACUUCCACCAGUGGUACCUGGCUGCCUACACCGAGCAUGCUGACAGCAGGAGGCCCCGGCGAAAGGGCCCCUCCUUUCCAGACAUGGAGGUCCUGUACUGGAGGCACGUGAAGGAGCAGCUGGACACCCUCCGGCAGCUACAGAGGAGGGAGGUGGCUGAGCGGUGGCUGCCGAGGACUGAGGAGGGGCUGUGGCCUGCGGAGGAGGACCGCCUGGAGGACUCCCUGGAGGACCUGGGAGCGGGAGAGGACUUUCUAGAGCCUGAGGAGUAUGCAGAGCCUGAGGGGGCAGCGCCUGGGGAAGACGCAGACGCAGACCUGGACGCGGGAGCCAUGCCAGUGCCCCUGAGCUAUGAGGAGCUGGUCCGAAGGAACGUGGAGCUCUUCAUCACCACCUCGCAGAAGUUCGUGCAGGAGACAGAGCUGAGCCAGCGCAUCAGGGACUGGGAGGAUGCCAUCCAGCCGCUGCUCCAGGAGCAGGAGCAGCACGUGCCCUUCGAUAUCCACACUUAUGGGGACCAGGUGGUCUCAAGGUUCCGCCAGCUCAACCAGUGGUGCCCCUUUGCGGAGCUGGUGGCUGGCCAGCCUGCCUUCGAGGUGUGUCGCUCCAUGCUGGCCUCCCUGCAGCUGGCUAAUGACUACACGGUGGAGAUUACCCAGCAGCCGGGGCUAGAGGCUGCCGUGGACACCAUGUCCCUGAGACUGCUCACGUACCAGCGGGCCCACAAGCGCUUCCAGACCUACGCUGCCCCCUCCAUGGUCCAGCCCUGAGCGGGGAGCGCUGAGACCAGGGUCCCCCACAGGUGCUGGGCACGCAUCUGCUCACUCCACUCUGCUUCCCGGCUCACCCAGACUAAUAAAGUGUUGCCAUCCCGCCAAUCCCUUAAAAAACGCUUUACAAAACUGUCCUGUGUGGAGGAAAUGGCUGUCCGUCCCCUGCACCCCAGGAGGCAACCAGGUCCCCAGCCCCUUUCCUGCCAGGGCCGCCAGGGGCUGCUGGUACAGAUCUCAGGCGCACACAGCUUCAUUGCACCCU